AUGUUACUUGAAUUGUUAAAGGAUGCACUUCCCGAAGGUGAAACCUUACCAAGGUCUUUCUAUGAAACCAAGAAGAUUAUUGGAGACUUGGACCUAAAAUACAAUAAAAUUGAUGCUUGUCCCAAUGAUUGUAUGUUAUAUUGGAAGGAUACUGUCGACGAGCAAUCAUGUGGUAUACGUGGUGCGUCCAGAUGGAAAACAUUUGAACAUCAAUCAGAUAACGAGGCGACUUCUUCGACUGCCAAAGAGAGAAAAAUUCCAGCAAAAAUAUUACGCCAUUUUCCUUUGAAACCAAGGCUUCAGAGGUUGUACAUGUCAUCUAAAACAGCUUCCUCUAUGAAAUGGCAUUAUGAGUGUCGCACCGAAGAUGGAAUGUUAAGGCAUCCGGCUGACUCCCCGGCGUGGAAAACUUUUGAUCACUACCAUCCGACCUUUUCAUCGGAUAGUCGCAAUGUUAGACUUGGGUUAGCAACUGACGGUUUCAAUCCAUUCAAGACAAUGAGUAUUGCUCAUAGCACAUGGCCGGUUAUUCUGAUACCAUAUAACUUGCCACCAUGGAUGUGUAUGAAGCAAUCUUAUUUCAUGAUGUCCUUGCUUAUUCCUGGUCCUUCUGGACCUGGUAAUGAUAUUGACGUGUAUUUGCAACCUUUAAUAGAUGAGUUGAAGGAUUUGUGGGAGGUUGGCAUAGACACUUAUAAUGCCUCAAGCAAUGAAAUAUUUCGAAUGCAUGUAGCAUUGUUGUGGACUAUCAGUGACUUUCCUGCAUAUGCGAACUUAUCUGGAUGGAGCACUAAAGGACGCCUUGCUUGUCCUUGCUGUAACAAGGACACUUUGUCUAAAUACUUGAAGCAUGGUCGAAAGUUUUGUUAUAUGGGUCAUCGUCGAUUCUUGGAACUUGAUCAUAAAUUUAGAAGUAAUAGCAGAUCUUUUGAUGAUACAGAAGAAUUUAGCGAGGCACCAACUUUGCUAUCUGGGUCUGAUGUGUUGGAUCAGUUACAAGGAAUUAAUGUCACAUUUGGGAAGAAGACUUCUGACAAUUAUGGGCACAAGAGAAGACGAGAGGAUAAUACGAAAGAACGAUAUAACUGGAAGAAGCAGAGUAUCUUUUUCGAUUUGCCAUAUUGGGAGCAUAAUUUGUUGCGGCACAAUCUGGAUGUGAUGCAUAUUGAAAAGAAUGUGUGUGACAAUGUGCUCGGGACACUAUUGAACAUUGAAGGGAAAACAAAUGAUAGUUUAAAGGCACGUCUCGACAUGCAAGAUAUGGGUAUAAGACAAACAUUGCACCUAAGGCAGCUUUUAUCGAACAAAACAUAUUUACCACCUGCAUGCUUUACCAUGUCAUCCAGUGAGAAAGAUGAUUUCUGUAAAGUUUUGAAGCGAGUGAAAGUUCCAGAUGGUUAUUCAGCCAAUAUUUCACGAUGUGUAUAUCUCAAAGAGCACAAAAUUUCAGGGCUCAAGAGUCAUGACUGUCAUGUUUUGAUGCAGCAAUUACUUCCUAUAGCGAUACGAACGACAUUGCCUAACUACGUGAGCUCAGUCUUGCUUAAAUUGUGCAAUUUCUUUAGGGAAUUGUGUUCCAAAGUUGGCCAAGUAAAAGAUUUUGAUGGGAUGGAAUCUCAAAUUACGGUAACACUUUGUCAUCUAGAAAAGAUCUUUCCACCAGCUUUUUUUGAUAUUAUGGUGCAUUUGCCGAUUCAUUUAGCGGGUGAGGCCAAACUAGCAGGACCGGUACAAUACCGAUGGAUGUACCCCAUCGAGAGGUACCUGCACACAUUGAAGUCAUAUGUACGUAAUAAAAGUCGGCCCGAGGAUUCAAUUGCAGAAGGGUACUUGGCGGAAGAAUGCUUAACUUUCUGCUCGAGGUACUUGCAUAAUGUGGAGACAAGGUUCAACCGACCAAUACGAAAUGAUGACUAUGGUAACACCGUUAUAGAACAAUCCGCUAUUUUCCCACAAAUAGGUCGUGCAUUAGGGAAGCCGGAGGAUUAUGUGCUAGAUAAAGUUGCAUUUACAUAG
Magnolia sinica is the source of this 2016-nucleotide messenger RNA. RefSeq lists its product as uncharacterized. The record is from RefSeq and is a predicted model, not a curated record. The transcript is spliced from 2 exons. Lineage: Eukaryota; Viridiplantae; Streptophyta; Magnoliopsida; Magnoliales; Magnoliaceae. Bases 1 to 2016 code for a protein of 671 amino acids.